AUGUGUGAGGUCACGAUCGGGCACGUCCGCGAGGUCAUGCUGCGCCGGCCAACCUUGCCAAUAUUUGGCAUCUGUUUGGGCAACCAGAUCUUGGGGCUGGCAUCUGGAGCCCAGACGUACAAGAUGAAGUUCGGCAACCGCGGCAUGAACCAGCCCUGCGUGGACAUGCGCACCACGCGCUGCUACAUCACUCCGCAGAACCACGGCUUUGCCAUCGACAACGCGUCGCUGGCAGACGGCUGGAUGCCGCUGAUGAUCAACGCCAACGACGGCAGCAACGAGGGAAUCAUCCACAGCAGCCGCCCAUGGUUCUCUGUGCAGUUCCACCCCGAGGCGUGCGGCGGCCCCACCGACACGGCGUUCCUCUUCCAUCAGUUCCUCACCAGCAUCUCCAGCCCGACCCAGCUGGUGACCACGAUCCCGUACUCGCCCCCGAAGGUCUAUCGCAAGGUGCUCGUCCUCGGCUCGGGCGGACUCACCAUCGGCCAGGCGGGCGAGUUCGACUACUCCGGCAGCCAGGCCAUCAAGGCCCUUCGCGAGUCCGGCGUGUUCUCCAUCGUGAUCAACCCCAACAUCGCGACCGUGCAGACCUCGUGGGGCUACGCCGACCGGGUGUACUUCCUGCCCGUCACCGUGGAGUUCGUGACGCAGGUGAUCCAGCGCGAGCGCCCCGACGGCAUCCUGUGCUCCUUCGGCGGCCAGACGGCGCUCAACUGCGGCAUCCAGCUCGAGGAGGAGGGCGUGCUGUCCAGGUACGACGUCAAGGUGCUGGGAACACCGAUCAAAGCAGUCAUCACGACCGAAGACCGCGAGCUGUUCGCCAAGGCGGUGGACCACUGCGGAUACAAGGUUGCCGAGAGCGCCUGCUGCACGACCGUGGAGGAAGCUGUGGCCGCCGCGGCAAAGAUCGGCUAUCCAGUGUUGGUCCGUGCUGCCUUCGCCCUCGGCGGCCUCGGCAGCGGCUUUGCGACGGAAGAGGGCGAGCUGAGACGCUUGGUGCAUGUGGCGCUGGUGAACAGCCCGCAGGUCAUCGUCGACAAGAGCCUGAAAGGCUGGAAGGAGCUCGAGUACGAGGUCGUGCGCGACGCGAACGACAAUUGCAUCACGGUGUGUAACAUGGAAAACUUCGAUCCCAUGGGCAUCCACACGGGCGACUCCAUCGUCAUUGCCCCGUCGCAGACGCUCACGAACGCCGAGUACUUCCGACUGCGGGAGUGCGCUCUGAAGGUGGUGCGCCAUUUGGGUGUGGUGGGUGAGUGCAAUAUUCAGUACGCGGUAGACCCGCACAGCCAAGAGUUCCGCAUCAUCGAGGUCAACGCGCGCUUGUCGCGGAGCAGCGCGUUAGCGUCGAAGGCAACCGGGUACCCGCUCGCGUACGUCGCCGCGAAGUUGGCUCUUGGUGGCGACCUAGUGAGCUUGCGCAACAGCGUCACCAAGUGCACUACCGCUUGCUUCGAGCCAAGCCUCGACUACAUCGUCGCGAAGGUUCCUCGCUGGGACCUGCGCAAGUUCUCGACGGUGGACCAGGAGGUUGGCAGCUGCAUGAAGAGCGUAGGAGAGGUGAUGUCCAUCGGGCGCACCUUCGAGGAGACCAUCCAGAAGGCGCUCCGCAUGGUCGACGAGGCCUGCAAGGGCUUCGACUCCGAGCGCUUCGACCUCGAGCUGGCCCACCGCGGCGAGGACGCCACCCCGCACUUCGUCAGGGCAGAGCUGAUGAGGCCUACGCCGACGCGGGUGUGGGCCAUCGCGAAGGCCUUCGAGCUCGGCAUGGACGUGGAGGAGGUCCACAGCCUGACGCGGAUCGACCGCUGGUUCCUGUCGAAGCUCAUGAACGUCCACGCCGUCAAGCACGCGCUGCAGACCCUCGACCUCUCUGGUCUCGCGGCCAGCCCGCAGCUGCUCCGCGAGGCCAAGCGGUGCGGUUUCGCGGACCGCCAGAUUGCGCCCCUGUUGCACUUCCAGGACGGCGUGGGCGCGCACGGCAAGUGGGAGUACCAUGGCGGCCCGGUGCACGACUACCACGUCCGCGCCCUGCGGAAGAGUGCGGGCAUCGUGCCCGUCGUGAAGCAGAUCGACACCCUCGCGGCCGAAUUUCCGGCGCACACCAACUACCUCUACCUCACGUACAGCGGCAUCGAGAACGACGUGGACCUCGCCGGCCUCGGCUCUCACGAGGAGGACACAAGCCAGCCAGAGGCUCCAAUCAUGGUCAUCGGCUGCGGCCCGUACCGCAUCGGCAGCAGCGUCGAGUUCGAUUGGUGCUCCGUGUCCUGCGUUAAGACGCUGCGAGGGCUCGGCAAGCGCGCAAUCAUCAUCAACUGCAACCCAGAGACUGUGUCGACGGACUACGACGAGUCGGACCGUCUUUACUUCGACGAGCUCAGCCACGAGACCGUACUCGACGUCGCCGAGAUGGAGCAGUGCGCCGGCAUGAUCGUGUCUGUCGGUGGGCAGAUACCCAACAAUUUAGCAAUGCGGCUGCAUCAGGCCGGCGUCAAGAUCUUGGGAACAUCGGUUGAUUCGAUCGAUGCUUGCGAGAACAGGUUCAAGUUCAGUCAGCUCUGUGACACUCUCCGCAUAGACCAGCCAGAGUGGUCCGAGUUCACGACCGUGGAGGAGGCCUUCUUCUUCUGCAAUCGCGUCAGCUUUCCCGUGCUGGUGCGUCCUUCUUACGUGCUCAGCGGAGCUGCCAUGCGAGUAGUGAACUCGGCUGGCGAGUUGGAGAGGUUCCUUCGGGCGGCGGCCGUUGUGAGCCGCGAGUAUCCCGUGGUGGUGUCGAAGUACAUCGCGGGGGCCAAGGAGGUCGAGCUCGACGCGGUGGCCCAGAACGGGGUGAUGUUGAACUACGCCAUCGCGGAGCACGUCGAGAACGCUGGCGUGCACAGUGGGGACGCUUCUCUGUUGCUUCCAGCGCAGAAGCUUUUUGUGGAGACACAGCGCCGCGUUAAGCAGAUCGGGCAGAAACUCUGCAGGGAGUUGAAUAUCUCUGGUCCGUUCAACAUCCAGUUCAUCUGCAAAGAGAAUGAUGUUAAGGUGAUCGAGUGCAACCUGCGCGCUUCCCGAUCGAUGCCCUUCAUUUCGAAGACAUACAACAUCAACCUCAUCGAGCUCGCGACUCGGGUGUUCCUUGGCAUGCCUGUGCACCCGAAGCCAGUGCAGCCGAUGGACAUGGAGUACGUUGCGUGCAAGGCGCCCGUGUUCUCGUUCGGGCGGCUGAAGAACUCCGACCCGAGGCUUGGUGUGGAGAUGCAGUCUACUGGCGAGGUGGCGUGCUUCGGAGUUAACAAGUACGAAGCCUUCCUGAAGGCGAUGAUCGCCACUGGCUUCAAGCUUCCAGCCAAAAACAUUUUGGUGUCCAUCGGCCCGAAGUCGCAAAAGCAUGAAUUUUUGGAAGUCGCCGACUUGUUCGUGGCCAUGGGCUUCCAGCUGUAUGCAACAAAGGGCACUCACGAGGUGCUCAAGAACCACGGCAUCGAGUCCUGCAUUUUCACGUUCAAGGCGCGCGUGAAGAGGGAGCCGAAUGUGCUGACCCUGCUGCAGGGCGGCACCCUCGACCUGGUCAUCAACGUGCCCGACGGUAUGGACUCUCAGGCGCUCACGGACGGCUUCGACAUCCGACGGGCGGCUAUCGACAGCGGCACUUCCCUGAUCACCGACAUGAAGACGGCGGUGCUCACCGGUAUGGCGCUGCACCGGAAGUGGGUGCGGGAGACGUCCGGGAGGGCGUUCUGGUCCUACAGCUCCUGGCAGGAGUACACCGAGCCGAGCGACAUGCUGUCGGCGCACGGGGUCACGCCG
Molecule: messenger RNA, 3798 nt
Organism: Prorocentrum cordatum
Lineage: Eukaryota; Dinophyceae; Prorocentrales; Prorocentraceae
Source: the annotation of a GenBank genome assembly